Messenger RNA from Amoebophrya sp. A120, 9017 nucleotides. NCBI's taxonomy places the organism in Eukaryota, Dinophyceae, Syndiniales, Amoebophryaceae. The record is from the annotation of a GenBank genome assembly.
GUUUUUGGUUAUGCGCUCGCCGUCCAUCGCUUGGCUAGGCUCGGUGCUGCUCUUCUCGGUUGAUAAGUAUAUGAUUUUGUGAAAGACCAGGCUGAUUUUGACUUUUUAUUUUCCAUAUUACUUUUCUUCAUCGUCUUCGUCUUGCUCUUGUCUUCUUUGCUCCUGUUUCUCCUAGUAGACGAGACAAGUACAGCGCUCUACGUCGUGCCGCGCAGCUGCCCUGCAUGACGAGGAAAUUAUACUUCUUCGGCAGCUAGCGACAAGUUUUUGCCACCGGUCUGAAAAAAUAGACCGACCGUCCUCGGAUCUCUGCUUACGGUUCUAUUUCCGCGCCCCCGGAGGUGGACAUUAGAAGACCAAAAUGCGGUUCGGGCAGCACAUAAAGGUGAGUCGGCACGCGCCCUGGGCCGAGUACUACUGCGAUUACGAAUUGCUGAAGCAAAUUAUCGAGGAAACGGAUGCAGCCACGCAGACCGAUAAAGAGGAAGGAACGACUGCCGGCAGCGGAAAUAAAAGCGGUGGCGGUGCAGCAGGGGGAAGCAGUGUAACGGCAGCGACCGAACUGGGGGGUACAACUGGUACACAGGAUACCAACGGAUUGGUGCAAGUAGAACCUGCUGCAUCUAGUUCCGCUGCACCAGACCAAGUCCAAGAGGAUGCCGGCUCCGAGAAGUCUUUCGGUACCACCGGCUCGGACCACGGGGAGCAGCGCGCGAAGCCUAUAGAUCGCAAAUCUGUCUGCGUCUGGGUCUGGGAGGAUGCAAGGUUUAUUGUCAUGCUUGUCUGGUAUGUUGACUGAAGAGUUUGUGAUGCUGCGUGUCCAAGAAUAGACCCUUUUCUUUGCUUGUCAACAUGCAAAAGCACAGUUUGUCAUGCGGAAGGCGCAACACUAAGUAGCGCAGAUAUUUCUCGUGCUUGGCUGUGCAUUACAGUGACCUUUCACUAUUCUUGACCCAGCAUUACAAGUUUCCAGACCCAGACAUAUUUGCACAGCAUAAGAGCCCGGGCCUCGCAACUCGCGGAGCGGAAGAAGGAACAAUUUAUCGCGAUCUGGAAGGGCGAGCUGCAGAAGGUAUAUCCUGAUUAAAAGCGUCCCCACACCACCAGAGUCAGGAUGGGGAUUUUGCAACACAAACCUAGGAGUUUUGGGAGUCACGCAUGACAAGUUUUAGGAGUCCGUAAGGUCGUGCAAGUUAGCAAGGAAAGCCGCAUCACAAAUCGACCUGCUGAUCCUGUUUACAGCAUUACAAGUUCUCAAACACGAUUGGAAAUGCCUGUCAUGGGGUUGCGCAUCAGUAGAAAUGUUCCUGUCAUGGCAAAUCUGCAUGACAACUCAACGCACUGUGUAUGCAAAGAAAAAACUGUUUCACUGUAAGUAAUGAUUUUGCAAGAUCUGCAUCACAAGUUAAAAUCUGCAUCAUUUUGUGAAAGAAAGUACGUGAAAGAAAGUACUACGUAAAUCGUCGUUAAAGAAAGAAAGUACUACGUGAAGAAGUUACGACGUAAGACAUAAAAUUGUAGACAAGCAUCAUGUAAAAAGUAGAAGCAGAUACUUCAACAGCCGCGCAGCUAGCGGGGGGGUGACUCCUGUGGUCCCCCCCCACCGGCUGUGCUUUUUCCAAAACAUCCAGGAAAACCGUGUCGCGGUUCUUUUUUUUUCCAGCAAGUGGCUGGUGGGGGCGUAAUAUAGGAUAAGGAAGUAUGUAGGUCGUGAAUGUAGAAAAGACUAAGAAGAGCCGUGCUGGUAAGGUAGGAAACCGGAACUACUUCGAUACAUAAAUGGGGUCGUAGUUGGGUAUAGUAUUUUUUGGCUGAGAUAAAAAGAAAACAUCAUGAACAACGAACGCGGAAUCGGAGACAACGCGGCAAAGCGGGGGCAGGGGCGCGGCCUGCCAGCGAGGACACGGCAAGGGAAUCGGGACAAAUGGCCAGGGGCUCAAGACAAGUGCCAAUGAGGGGAGCCGCGCGCACCGUUCGAGCUACAGGAGGACGAGGAGGACUAGGCCAACGUGUGGAGCGGAGGGGGAGAGCGGGGAGGACUAGGCCAACGUGUGGAGGACCAGGGAUACGCGUGUGGAGCGGAGGGAGAGAACGGCUGCGAAGCGAGAACAAGUUGCUGGGGCAGGCGACAAGUUUAAAUUUGGUACAAAAAAAAACAGCACUCAGAUACCCGCGCCAUCUGCUUAACUGUGUGAAAUAUUGUGUCGGCCCGGUCCUGCUUGGUCGCAGGCCGGUGUUCGUGAGAUCAGAUUUCACAUGUUAAGUAACGCACACCGGCUCCUAGCUUAAAAAAGUGAUGAAUUUACAUGAAGAUGGGGCCUAAUCAAAAAAAAAAAAAAAAUCUGCAUGACAACUCUGGGGUUUGCGAGAAUCAGAGUAAGGAACUGUUGGCAAAAAAAGUGAGGCGUUGUUCAGUAGGCAAGUUGGCACAGUAUGGAUGGUUGCGAAGUAUGGCUGGUGGCGAUAACAGAGUUGGAAUAUAGUGGCCGGGAGAUGAUGGCGAUGGCACUUUGGUGUCCGCCUGACCCACCCGCCCUGCGUCUCAAGCCAUCUGCGGCCAUGGCACAAUGGGGGGGCAAAGUGUGUCGCAUUUUGUUUAGCAUGACAACUCUGGGGUGGGGACGUUUUUACAUAGGAUAAGGUCAGUAAGUGGUUUAUGGAGAAGUGGUACGAGCUGGUGACCUGGAUCUACAGCAGGAUAAACCGGGCGGAGUCGUUGGAGUUUGUCGUGGAAAGGCUGUUAUGCAUUGCACAAGUAUCGCACUCGUACUGAUUGCAUUUAUGCAUUACAAAUCUCCAUCCCAAGGGAAAACAGCAUGAUAAAUUCCAUUUGUCAUGCUCAGGCAAUUUGUAAUGCAAUUACUACUAUGACGAUACUUUUGCAAUGCAUAGCUGUCCUCGGAAAACUUGGACGAAAUCCGGAAGAACGACGCGUUGCUGGUAAUUCUGCAUUCCUUCGCGGAAGACAACUUCGCGGCCUUGCGGAAAUCCGUGAAAAAAUUUGACAAAACCAUGGGGCCGGAAUUGUAUAUGUUUUUGUCUUUUUUGUCUUUUUCAUCCUGACCCUUUUUGUAUUUUUUGCGCGUGUAGUGGUCACCAUAUGAUCAAUGAUAGAUGGCGUUCUUGACGGUGCAAACAGCUGCUGAUUCAUUUUGUAUUGCAUCAAUCCCGUACAAGUACAACGCAAAACAAAAAAGCGCCACCGCCAAGCUUCUCCUUCCCAGUCUCUACUGCUCCUUCUUUGGCGCCACCUGCGAGCAGUUGUGCGUCCUCGCGAAGAAGGUGCUCUUUAUGGAUCUGAACCGGCAGCAGAAUUUACUAAAGCCGAAAUCAUCGAGGCAAAACAUGUCGGGCUUCAAUCUCGCUGGACAACAAGCAGGGACCAGUAAAGGAAGCACAAAUUCCUCCAGCGGGAUCAUGACCCAGCUGCAGGUGAAGGACAAUAACCGCAGUACGUCCAGCUUACUGCACCUAGUGCAGCAGAACCGUUCCUUCUAUCGCGGGCCGCACACCUCCACGUCGCAGUUACGGUUGUCGAGGAAAAACGGGUCGUCGAGUUCGAGGCUUUCGGCGUACAGCAGAACGAAAGUCUUCCGGGAACAGAGACCGAGCCCGCUAGCGAAUCCGUCGGACAAUCUAUUGAAAGGAAAAACUCCCCCUUCCCAUACUAAAAAGGGAUACUCCUGAAUAAAAUUUGUGAUGUUGCUGAUUUGUGGCCACAAAUCUUCUCUGUAUUGCACGAAGGCAACGCCAGAGACUCCGCUGCGCUGUCGUGCAGGCAGUUUGUAAUGCUGUAUCGCCUGCAGAGGAUAUGCCAGUCUUGCUACGCGCCUACACCAAAACGCUCCUAUAAUUCAGGCUGUGCAUCUGCCUGCAGUCCUCUACUGCAAGACAGAGCCGAUUUGUGUAUACAAAUCCCGCAUCACAGAUUUUCAUUUUGAUAUGGGGAGGGGAGAUUUUUCAUUUUGAUACAAUCUGAAGUCGGAAAUCUCCUGGCUCUACGACACGGUGGCGUCUCUGGAUAACCGUAAGGGACUACAUUCAUACUGACUUUUGAAAAAAAAACAUGAUUUUCGUCUUCUGGAUCUGGAUCUAGCAUGAUAGUCAGUGGAGAAACACCAGGAGAACCAGAACGACCCGCCUCGUGUGAUGUGGUCGUGCUAGUACAACUGCAAAAAUAUUACAAAAUUCCAAACCACUUUUAUCUAUAUCAGGUCUUGCCAAUGCCAUCGUCUCUCACCGUGGGUUUCAUGGCAAUGACGACGCCCGACCGGUGGAGAAUUCCCUCCCGGCCUACGAGCUCGCUUGGUCGGCCGGUUUACCCUAUUGCGAGUGCGACGUAAUUAUGCACUGCAAAAGUAUUAUACUCGUACUAAUCGCGUUCAUGCAUUACAAAUUUCUUUCUUAAGUCCAAUCCGCAUUAGCAUUACAAGUUUCACUUAUCACGUUGAGGAGAUUUGUCAUGCGGUUUAUAGUACUAGUACGAUGCUUUUGCAUGAUUUCAUAGUAAUCUGCACCCGGGACGGAAAAAUCAUUCUCACCCACGACAGCACUUUGAAAAGGGUGGCUCUCCUCGACUCCCCCCUCGCCGGCCCGGUGGACAUUGUGAACGCGGAUGGGACGACCACGGCUGGGCAAAACACAAAAGCGAAAAGUAAGCUGUAUCAAGACGUCGGGGAACUCGAUUUCCGGCAAAUUGUGAAAACGCCGUUGCUAUGCACUGCAAAUAUGUCUGGGUCUGGGAGAUUGCGAGAUUUGUCAUGCUUGUCUCACAUGACUCUUGAAUCUGUAAUGCAUGAGCAGGAAGGCAGCCUCUUACCUGUCAUGCAAAAAGGCAGUUUGUCAUGCGGGAGGCGAAACACAUAGGACCUCAGAAACUUGUCAUGCGUGGCUGCAUAACGCAGUGCGCCCACCAUUCACACACUGGCAUCACAAGUUUCCAGACCCAGACAUUUUUACAGUUGAUAGUUACGCUCGGGCGUCAGACCACCGUUGCUCACCGAAGUUCUCCACUCUGCCGCGGCGAUUUAUCCUGUGCAAAAGUAUCGUAUUCGUAUAAAUGCAUUACAAAUUCCCUCAGCAUGAGAAAUAAAAUUUGUAAUGGGGAUUUACCUUAAGAAAAGGAUUUGUAAUGCAAGACUUGCAUUUAUACGAGUGCGAUACUUUUGCACGGGAUACGAUUUCUGACAAUGCGAAACUGAUCAUCGAGCUGAAGUACGGCAACGUGACCACGAAUCCGAACCCGCGCGGCAGCCCACCCAGACCGAGAAGCGGCAACUUGAAUAAGAAGGAAAUAAAUGGUGGAAAUAAUGACAGCAGUACUAGUAGGUCGACCUCGAAAACUACAGGCAACAUCAAUAAUAAGCUCGGAAAGAAGCUGUACUACACGCUAGAGCCCAUGGGGCUUGCCGCGCAGCCAGUGAGUGGUCACAAUUUACUGCAGCAGCCCAGCUCUUCUAGCUCUUGCUGUAGCACGCCAGACCACAAGUCAAGUUCCACGCCCUCCAGUAAUAUCAUCUCGGAAACCCGGUCGAGCAGCAAAAAGUCUUCCUCCCGAAGUCCGACUUUUUCUCCCACAAAUUUGGCGGGGAUAGGGGAAGACAAAGAAGUUACCUCGCCGCCCCCAUAUGGGAAUAAAACAAGUGCAAGUCGCGGUGACCAACCGAGCGAAUUCAUGCUAGAAGACGAAAAUGGCACGAUGACGCUUGGAACAUCUUCAAAAAACCUGGAUCCUGAUCCAUUUGGCGCUCCUUUAUCAAAUGCACUAUCGAAGCAAAUCACGAUCACAUCCCCCGACCUCGAUCCGAAGGACGGGAGUUUCCGACUCGAGGAAAACGAAAUUACCGCUUCGACCGCUAUGAAAUGCAAAUAUGCUUGGGUCUGGGAGAUUGCGAGAUUUGUCAUGUUAGUCUGGCAUGACUCCGAACUCUGUAUCGCGUGGCCGCGAAGAGCUCCUCUUGCCUGGCAUGCAACAACGCAGUAUCUCAUGCGGAGUACGCAACUCAGAACCACGCCAAAACUUGUCAUGCUGGGCAGCGCAUUGCAGUGUUUUCACUACUUCCUUCCUUGCAUCACGAGUUUCCAGACCCAGACAUGUUUGCAAUGCAUAAUCGCCACGGGCCUGCACAUGCCAGACGACCACUCGACCUCAGUGACCGUCUCGAUCUCGGGACAAGACGCCGAGGGCAGUAGCGUCAACGUAAACCUGAACGAUGACGACGGCUGCAGCAGCUCCAUCUUUGCGGCCUUUGCGACGCGCGCUGCCGAGCAACAACAAAAUAAUACGUCAAAUCUGUCUUCGCCCGGGAUGGUGACCGUGUACCGUUUGAUAGAGCUCUUCAAAUAUCCUGUGCAAAAGUAUCGUACUCGUAUUGCAAUCAUGCAUUAAAGGUUAUUGAGCAUUACAAAUUUCAUUUCUCAAGCUGGGGAAAUUUGUAAUGAAUUAAUACGAGCAGGAGCGAGUGCAAUACUUUUGCAAUUCAUAUCAAACAGGACUUGUCGCUGGUGAAGUCUGUCGGCGUGAUUAUGAGCUUUGACCUGUACGUCAUGGGCGAACUGGCGAAGCUGUGGGCCGCAGAGGUUUGACUUCUGGUUUAUGAUGACACUCCUGGUAGAUUGUUUUUCGCAUUUGCAUACGCUGCACUUUCGUGUAGUAGAAAAUGAAUUUAUUCGGUACGAAAACGUACCUACUAUCUGAAUCAAAAAAGUAAAUGCUCCACACAAGAACAGCCGUUCUUAGAACGGCUGUAGUGCAUAUAAAACUUCCACUUCAUCUCCUCUCAGAUCCAGCCCCUCCUCGACGAGCUCAACGGUGGGUCUCCCGACGUCUCUAUGCAGGCUCCCGAAAACAAUAAUACGAACACCAGCAUCAGCCGAACGAGCGAGCUGAGCCUCUCCCCGAAGCGAAAAGUUGUUCCGAAUGAACGAUCGACGGAACAGUUCGCGCCAGAUAGCAGGUUGCGGGAUUUCCUAGUCGAGACGUCGUAUGCAUUGCAAAAAAUGACUGGGUCUGGAAGAUUCUGAGACUUGUCAUGCACGGUUUGUGUGAGACAUGAUGUCUGUGAUGCAUGCCAUAGCAUCACAGGUUUUUUGAGGGAUUCUUGAUGCCUAUUCCGCAUGACAAAUGCCCUCCCCGCGUAGCAAAAAUCAGAAUCCUUUUGCUGCUUAUGCAACACAAAUUUUUUAGACAUCCAAAUGCAGCAUCACAAGUUACAUCCUUCCAGACCCAGACACUUUUGCAUUCGAUACGUCGAAUCCAGAUCCAACUCCCGGAAAGCUCCCGUUAGGGCUCCCUUUAGGGGUAUCCGAGAGCAGCGCGAUUAGUACCGGGCACUUAUCCCCCGCGAAUAAUAUGCCGCUGAGCCCGAGUCCGGCCGUGCAAGCGGCCGCAGCGGUGAAUUUGAAUUUCGAAAAAACCAACACAACUUUGAUCACGGAGGUAUCCUGUGCAAAAGAAGUAUCGUACUCGUAUUGCAAUCAUGCAUUACAAAUCUUGUUCUUAAGCUAAAUCCGCAUUACAAAUUUUAUUUCUCAUGCUGCGGAAAUUUGAUGUGAUGCAUUUAUACGAGUACGAUACUUUUGCAAUGCAUAGCACGAAGACACGAACAAUUUAAACCCGAACCAGAUCCAGCGGCCAGAUUUUCUGCUGUUGACCAACUCCCAUUUGGAAUUGGAAAAGCCGCAAAUUUCCCCGGAUCUCUAUGGCGAAAUUCUGUACUUGAACGCGAAAAAUUUCAGCUACCGGAAACACGUGAAACCGCUUUUGCGGGUUACCCCCAACAUCUCCCUGGACGGAAUUUACAUCCAGAAAACGCCAACUCUGUCCACCGAGUAUGCCACACAGGUCCGGGAGAUCGCAAAUCAUUGCAUUCUCGGGGUGUGGUUGGCGCACGACGAUGUAGAUACGUACCACGAAACGAAGAAGCUGGUGGAACUAGGCGCGAGCUACGUGAAUACGGAUUUGCCGCUGGAUUGGAACCGAGGCAGGGAAGACGGCCCGCCGGGGCGGUGGGACUGGAGUCUGAGCGAGCGGUCCGGGGGCUCCAGUAGUCGGGCGGCGGGCGGUGCUGGAAAUAGCAUGCUGGGUGGCGGAGUGGUGGCGGGACCCGGCAUGUUUGGUGCGGGUAUGAGCUCAUUCACGCUAGGGGGAAAGUCACAGCACCAUGCCAGUGGCGCGUAUACGGAUGGGGAGUUUGCAUAGUAGCUCGACGUUGUCACUCUCACUUGUGGGAGAGCACUGGCAGGAAGGGUAAAACAGAAAAAAAACGGAUGUUUUCUGCCGGGAAAUAAGUUGUACUAGAUGUACAUCCAAAUGAACAACGUUUGUCAUUUUUUUUUGGGACUCCAACACACAACACAUCGAAAGACGUAUUUUAUGAUACAAGAGAAAAACACAUCACUUGUACUACCUGUAUUUGGAUUCUGUCUCGAAAAAGUAGCGACAUCAUUAAUUUUCCUGUUUGGUUUUUUCGGUGUAUAGCUACACUAGAUUGAAAUUUGAACUUUUACUUUUUGAAACAACUCCUGCUUGUCAAUAGAAAUAGUCCAGAAGCUGAGCGGCCAAGCGCUCGUGUCAAUACAAGAACACAACACUCUAACAAUAAGAAUAACACGUAAGAACUUCCGGAUUGAUGAUUUUUUUAAACGAUAACGAACAAUCGCUGUUAUUAGGUAAAUACAACUUUAGAAAAAGUCUGCUAAAGUCAGCAUCAUCGGGACCGAAAUGCAAUAGACUAUCGAAAGAGGACACUUCUUGAAAUAAAUCAACUUUGACGUUACCUACUUCACCUCCCGCUUGUACUUCAUCGUGGUUUGAUUUUGAAUAUCUGCUAGUUUUUAGAGCAGUUCCAAUACAGAUUGCACAGCGACGCUAUUGCCGAGUGAGUGGAUUGCGCUAGCGCUGGCGCACAAAGGAGCGCGUUGAUGCCGGCGUAUUUUUCUACUUAGUUUGUUCUCCGUUCUGGCCCUCUGCCACGGACGGAUAAAGCAAACAUGACCAUGUUGACCUUCAUUCGCCU